AUGGUAUCACCAAAGAAGCGUCGUGUCGGGGACGACACACCGGACCGCUCUAGCAGCCCGCGCAAAAGACGUUCAAUCACACAGCCGAGUCCUCGGAAAGGAAAAGUGACUGUAGAGGCACCCGAGUGCAGCUUAGACAUCAAUUCAUGGGGAGUGUUGAUCAAGAAGUGUUUGACCAAGCGACCACAUCCCACAAUGUUCGAAAUGUCCAUGAAUCUGUCAUAUUUUCGAAAGAUCAUCGCCAACGCCACAGGAGUUGUAACAAUUCCAGUUGAAUUUUAUGCGAACACUCCGGUGGUAGUGGCCCGGCUGUCUCAGGCUGCUGCCAAGGUGCUCGUGGGGAUAUCAGCUAUCCGAAAGAACCGCAAUGAAUUUGAAAAGGCAGUCAUCAUUUUCUUUCCUCCGGAAAAGAAAGCAGAAGUUUGGGUCACUUCGUAG
Xylaria bambusicola is the source of this 438-nucleotide messenger RNA. RefSeq lists its product as uncharacterized. The record is from RefSeq and is a predicted model, not a curated record. Bases 1 to 438 code for a protein of 145 amino acids. The transcript has 5 exons. Lineage: Eukaryota; Fungi; Ascomycota; Sordariomycetes; Xylariales; Xylariaceae.